GUGUAAUUAUUAUCUCCACGUAGUGUAUAGCCAUACAUGUCACCGCCGCGGAAACUGAACAGAUACUUAAUGGCUGUGCGUGGACGCCGCCAAGAGCAGGAACCAUGCGAGCACAGCAAAACAUCCCAAACCGACGAGGAAAAACAACGCGAUCGACAGCGCAACGAGCGUGAAGCCAAAAAGGAAGAGCAGGACGCCAUUAACUAUAAGCGCGACAAGGAGCAACGGGAGGCACGUUUGUUGGACUUUGAAAUACGACGUCAACAGAAGCGUGAGGAACAGAAUCAGCAGCGACAGCAGCAACAGCAACACCAGCAACACCAACAGCAGCAACAGCAGCAACAGCAACAACAGCAGCAACAGCAACAGCAGCUAUGCCAUCAGCAGCAGCAGCAGCAUCAACAACAACAGCAGCAACAAUCUAGUGAAAAGAGUCCGCCCACAACAUCAACAUCAACAUCGACUUACGCAAAUUCCCAGCAACAGCAACUGCAGCAACAUCUACGACAGACACCAACACCACAUCAGAGUGGCAGCGGAAGUGCUAAUACAAAUACACCUGUCACACCCAAAUUGCAAACACCGCCAUCAGCAACCCUCGAUCGAUCCAUUCCACCCGCCUUUCGCAGUCGUUCCAUAGAACGUGAGAUUCUCUACGAACGCAAACGCUUCUCAACGUUGGAAUCGGUUGAAAUAAAGGAACACGAAAGCCCGGCUCCAACGCAGCAUAUUUUCAACGAAACGGGAACUCUUUCUUCAGCAACGGCGGGCCCACCAGCAACAGCUGCAGCUGCCACAGCUGCCAUAAUACCAAUACUACCGUUGGGCGUUGCGACUCUCCGCGAUGAUUCUACGGAGUCCGAACAGUCAGUGCCCUGUACACAGAACCAAUUGGAUGCCUAUCAUCGCAUCAUGUGCCGGGCCCCAAUAGCGUCACUCGACUGUAUGGAGGAGUUCAGUGGUACGGGCGGUCAUCUUGAUUUCGGCCGCUCGAUAAGUCUUGGCUCGAAUCCGGCAUUGCCGUUGCGACAUGGCUCCACUCCGACGCCUGGACUGCGGUAUAAGAAUCUAGGCAAGAGUGGCCUCCGCAUAUCGAAUGUGGGUCUGGGCACAUGGCCAGUUUUCUCACCGGGCGUUAGUGAUGAGCAGGCCGAAGCCAUACUCAAGUUGGCCAUUGAAAGUGGCAUCAAUCUGUUUGACAUCUCGGAGGCUCAUUCGGAGAUGGAAAUUGGCAAGAUAUUGCAGAGAGCCGGUUGGAAACGGACAGCCUAUGUUAUAACCACAAAAGUGUAUUGGAGUACCAAAUCCGAAGAGCGAGGCCUCUCACGCAAACAUAUUAUCGAGUGCGUUCGAGCCAGUUUACAGCGUCUGCAAUUGCAAUAUAUUGAUAUAGUUAUUAUUCAUAAGGCAGAUCCGAUGUGCCCCAUGGAAGAAGUGGUGCGAGCUAUGAGUUACGUAAUACAACAAGGUUGGGCCAUGUACUGGGGUACAGCCAGAUGGUCUCAUGUUGAAAUUAUGGAGGCCUAUACCAAUUGCCGGCAAUUCAAUUGCAUUACACCCAUAGUCGAACAGUCCGAGUAUCAUAUGUUCUGCCGUGAGAAGUGUGAACUCUAUUUGCCCGAGAUGUAUAAUAAAAUUGGUGUCGGUCUUAUGGCCUGGGGACCAUUGUCAAUGGCUUUAAGCGAUACCCAGAAUGGAGAUAAGAUAUUUUUGCCUAAAGGCUCUUUCAAAACGAAAAGCUUUUCAUGGACCGAAGAUGAGAUUAAUCGAAAUGCUGCACUUUCCCCCCAAGGUAGUUGGGGUAAGGAUCGUAUCGAAGAAGGUCGCCGACAUUGCGAUCGUUUGCGAGAUUUGGCAGCUCUCGCCGAGAAGCUUGGCUGCAGUCCAACACAAUUGUCUAUUGCUUGGUCUCUUAAGCACGAGCCAGUACAGUGCCUUCUAUUGGGCGCUACCUCAGCAGAACAAUUACAUCAAAGUCUGCAAUCACUUCAGCUACUGCCGCGACUGUCGUCAAGCGUUAUGUUGGAAUUGGAGCGAAUCUUAGAGAAUAAACCAGUGCGGCCGCCAAUGAUAUCAACGUUGGCCCUUCGGUGACAAUCAGCUUGCCCGCAGGGUCCACUCAGCCUGAGCGGUGGUGGACCCUGCGGUGCUGAUUCGCCAAAGCAUGAGGAUGAGGCCUUUAUUGACGAAGUGGACGCUAAGGAUGCUACAAAGCAGGGUUUCUGUGUUAUUCAGUGACGAAAGGAGUCCUUAGAUAUUGAUAAUAAAUUUUUGAAAGUGAUUAGUAGUAAAACUAGCCUAAGUAGCAAUACUAUGACAACAACAAUAAGCAAGCAAGAACUACAGCAGCAACAGC
Drosophila willistoni is the source of this 2356-nucleotide messenger RNA. It is a transcript of the gene Hk, whose product is annotated as voltage-gated potassium channel subunit beta-2. Gene Ontology annotation, cellular component: cytoplasm; voltage-gated potassium channel complex. The transcript has 10 exons. The record is from RefSeq and is a predicted model, not a curated record. Lineage: Eukaryota; Metazoa; Arthropoda; Insecta; Diptera; Drosophilidae. Gene Ontology annotation, biological process: regulation of potassium ion transmembrane transport; potassium ion transport. Gene Ontology annotation, molecular function: transmembrane transporter binding; potassium channel regulator activity; voltage-gated potassium channel activity. The coding region runs from base 37 to 2094 and encodes 685 amino acids.